This is a messenger RNA of Propithecus coquereli (Coquerel's sifaka), 954 nucleotides long. Its product is annotated as voltage-dependent calcium channel subunit alpha-2/delta-1-like. The transcript is spliced from 11 exons. Lineage: Eukaryota; Metazoa; Chordata; Mammalia; Primates; Indriidae. The record is from RefSeq and is a predicted model, not a curated record. Gene Ontology annotation, molecular function: voltage-gated calcium channel activity. Gene Ontology annotation, cellular component: L-type voltage-gated calcium channel complex. Bases 1 to 954 code for a protein of 317 amino acids.
AUGACGCUAAUUUUGGACGACAAAUAUCUUACCAGCACGCAGCAGUCCAUAUCCCCACUGACAUCUAUGAGGGCUGAAUAUUUGGAUGUUUUGGGAAGACCAAUGGUUUUAGCAGGAGACAAAGCUAAGCAAGUCCAGUGGACAAAUGUGUACCUCGAUGCACUGAACCAGCUGAUUCUUGGUGUGAUGGGAGUUGAUGUGUCUUUGGAAGACAUUAAAAGACUGACACCACGUUUUACAAACCCCAAAUCUCAGGAGCCAGUAACAUUGGAUUUCCUUGAUGCAGAGUUAGAGAAUGAUAUUAAAGUGGAGGUGAGUGUAAUCUGUAAGAGUCAACAGUACCUCGGCUCAGAUGCUAGCAUUCAUCCAUCCUACAAUUUGGCCUUGGUAUUACCAACCUACAGUUUUUACUAUAUAAAAGCCAAAAUAGAAGAGACAAUAACUCAGGCCAGAUCAAAAAAGGGCAAAAUGAAGGAUUCAGAAACCCUAAAGCCAGAUAAUUUUGAAGAAUCUGGCUAUACAUUUAUAGCACCAAGAGAUUACUGCAAUGACCUUAAAAUAUCAGAUAAUAACACUGAAUUUCUUUUAAAUUUCAAUGAGUUUAUUGACAGAAAAACUCCAAACAACCCAUCAUGUAAGUAUGCAUUAAUUUAUAAUAAUUGCUUCAGUGUGGUAAUGGAUUGUGUGAUUCUAGAUGAUGGUGGGUUUCUUUUGAUGGCAAAUCAUGAUGAUUAUACUAAUCAGAUUGGAAGAUUUUUUGGAGAGAUCGAUCCAAGCUUGAUGAGACAUCUGGUUAAUAUAUCAGUUUAUGCUUUUAACAAAUCUUAUGAUUAUCAGUCUGUGUGUGAACCUGGUGCAGCGCCAAAACAAGGAGCAGGACAUCGCUCAGCAUAUGUGCCAUCAAUAGCAGACAUAUUACAAAUUGGCUGGUGGGCCACUGCUGCUGCCUGGUAA